Messenger RNA from Mercurialis annua (annual mercury), 636 nucleotides. RefSeq names its product monothiol glutaredoxin-S1-like. NCBI's taxonomy places the organism in Eukaryota, Viridiplantae, Streptophyta, Magnoliopsida, Malpighiales, Euphorbiaceae. The record is from RefSeq and is a predicted model, not a curated record. The transcript has a single exon. Bases 60 to 365 code for a protein of 101 amino acids.
CAAGCCUUACGCCACUACUAAAUCUUUAACUCAACAAACUCAAAUUGUCGAAGCCAGCCAUGGAGGCAGUGACAAUGAUGGUUGCAGAGAGGCCCCUAGUGAUCUUCAGCAGAACCACUUGUGAUAUGAGCCAUUCUAUCAAGGCAUUAAUACGUGGAUUCGGUGCAAACCCUACAAUUUACGAGCUCGAUCAAAUUCCAAACGGGCAGCAAAUCGAAAGAGCAUUACAGCAGCUAGGGUUUCCAAACUUGCCUGUUGUAUUCAUUGGAGGAGAGUGCGUCGGCGGUGACCGACAAGUGAUGAGCCUCCUUCUCAAGAACCAACUAGGACCACUGCUCAAGAGAACUGGAGCCAUUUGGGUAUAGAACGAGUAGCCUAAUACUAUACGUACAAUUAGUUAAAACUGAGGUUAAACUAGUUUUACUGUUGGAUUAUAGAAAAAUAAGGGUACUUUUUUUAUCCCAUUUCCUACACAUGGAUUAGAUACGCUAUAGAGACACUUUAAGUUGCUACUUGUCAAGUUGUUUUAGCUAUAGUUAUCUAAGUCAAGAAUCAAGCCAACUUUUUGUAUGCGUUGGCUAAUUAUUCUUGACUUUUAACCAUUUCAUGUAUUCUUCAAAUACUAUUGUAUUGAUA